Molecule: messenger RNA, 447 nt
Organism: Melanaphis sacchari
Lineage: Eukaryota; Metazoa; Arthropoda; Insecta; Hemiptera; Aphididae
Product: myosin regulatory light chain sqh-like
Exons: 3
Coding region: 1-447 (148 amino acids)
Biological process (GO): post-embryonic development; locomotion
Cellular component (GO): myosin II complex; cytoplasm
Molecular function (GO): calcium ion binding; myosin heavy chain binding
Source: RefSeq, a predicted model, not a curated record
AUGUUCGACCAGGUACAAAUAGAAGAUUUUUGGAGAGCUUUCAACUUAAUAGACCAAAACAACGACGGAUUUAUUGACAAAAAAGAUUUGUACGACAUGCUGGUCUCUCUUGGUAUAAACCCCAAGGACAAUCAUUUGGCGAGCAUGAUAAAUGAUGCUUCCGUUCCGAUUAAUUUUUCCAUGUUUCUGACGUUGUUUAGCAAAAGACUUCGUGAUACAGAUUCGGAAGAUGUCAUCAAAAAUGCUUUUAGUUGUUUUGAUGAAAACGACGAAGGCUGUAUUGAUGUGGACCGGCUACGUGAGCUAUUGAUAACGAUGGGAGACAGAUUUACAAAUGAAGACGUUGACGAAAUAUUUCGUGAAGCUCCUAUUUCAGGAGGGAAGUUAAAUUAUUUUGAAUUCAUACGUAUUUUAAAACACGGAGCUAAAGAGAUCAACGAUGUAUAA